Molecule: messenger RNA, 5231 nt
Organism: Amoebophrya sp. A120
Lineage: Eukaryota; Dinophyceae; Syndiniales; Amoebophryaceae
Source: the annotation of a GenBank genome assembly
AGGUUGUUUUUCGUGUAUGGUACUUCUACCUAGGAGGUCUUCCUGUUUCACUUCUUGAAGUACUAGUACACGACCUAUUGUGCUGUCAUAAUCCAGCAUCUGUAUUUAGCUGCAAACAACAGAAAAACAAGAAAUUGAAGGCUCCACCAAGAAUAAUGAUUCACUCGUCUUCUGGUGUGCUUCAUCCGAAGUUUUCGUCAUGGAAGAGAACUUUUCGCAUGUUGUUUCCUCCUCUGUUCCUCCUCCUCCUCCCCCUUCGACCGGCCGCCGGCUUCGAGUUCGACGUAGACGGCACCCAGUAUUCGACCACCCGCUUGCUUGUCCGCGACAAAGAUAACACUUUGAUCUUUUUGGCCGAGAAAUCCAGUGAGCAAAUAAACGGUCAGAACAACGGGAAGUCUACUUCUGGUGAAGAACUUUUAGAUUCUUCUACAACUACAACUUCUGGAAAGCAGGGUACCACGACCACAGGUACAAGUGCCGCCUCGCCAUCCAACACCGCGUUUGACGACUUGCUCCCGAAUGACGGGUUUUUCGCGGUGGAGGACUUUCACAAGGGGGAGAUCGCAAUCAAGCUCGGGUCCGACCGGCAGUCCAUCGAGCGCGACGCAGAGAUCAUGCGGAACUUGCCGGUGAACGAACCGCGGAUUGAGCGGUGCGUCUCCGAGCAGGACCGGUGCCAGGUGCGGCAGCAGAAGGAAAACUUUUUUUUCGCCAUGACCGCGCCGCCGGGAAAGGACUUGCGGUUCGAGCGGUGGUUUUUGUCGGACGAAGAAAGGCUGUGGGUGGUUUCCAACGUGUUUGCCGCGCUGGACGAGAACAAGCUAUGAAAUGCAAAAAUGCCUGGGUCUGGAAGGAUCCGAACUUGUGACGCGCAUUUUAGAACACAGAAAAAUCUCUCAUGCAUAGGUAGCAAAAGCUGCCGACUUUCUGUCACCAAAGUGGGGGAUUUCUCAUGCGGGUUCGGCAUUGCGGAAGCUUCUCGAAACCUGUGAUGCUAGAGCUUCCAUGCCAGACCUUCUGUGUCAUGCAAAAACAGCAUGACUCUUCACUUCAAGACCCAGACAUUUUUACAUUUGAUACGAGCUGCGCCACAACGAUUUGUCGCCCGCGAAUGUGUAUCCUGUGCAAAAGUAUCGCACUCGUAUUGCAAUCAUGCAUUACAAAUUUUUUUCUGAGGCGAAAUCCGCAUUACAAAUUUUAUUUCUCAUGCUGACCUCGAAAACAAAUCUUCACUGUUCUUUUUUUCAUUUUUGUUUUACCCUCUUCUAGCGCUAAGAAGCCUCCGUCGAUCCUCUUUCCCGAAAAAGAUCCAUUUUUUUACCCCGUUACUACUCGCCGUGGAGUAGUUUUUUUUUCCGCUUUUGGAUCAUUAACUUAGUAGGCCCCUAAAGUGGGAAAAGACAACAAGAGCAGAGCUUCGGCCCCAAGGCGCGCAGAUUGUCCGUCCCCCCCCCCUCACAAACUUGGACCCCAGGUUCUCCAUGCGCCGCAACCACAACGGAACGGAGCGGAAGGAGGAUUCGCGCCGAAGACUUUGCAUGAAAGAAAACAGCAGAAAAACGGGCGAAGAAAUCAGGUCCGAGACUCAUACUCACCCCAUGCGAGGCCACCUGCGCGAAAAUUCCGAUGGAAUUUCGCCCAACUUUGCCUGCGACCAUGGAAGUGAGUAGACCCGCAAACUUUUCAUAUCCAGCAGUAGGCCGCCGAACAGUCCCCGUACCCCCUGAGUAGCCCCCCCAACUACUCACCCGAGCCCAUGAUCCCACCUGCUGCUUCGGCACCAACUGGAUCGGCUCACCAUCCGCUUCCGGGGGGUGCAAAUUGGUAUCUAACCGACAUUGUGCCAAGAGGAGGGCCUCCCCGGGACCGCCUGGCGAAAGCCUGCCAUGGGUUUCACUGUCCACGGGUGGUGUUGCGGGUAAUCCUGGCGAAAGCCAAAAACCGGCAGAAAAUGGGGCCACGGGAGAGUUCUUGCUGGACAUUACCAACAUUUGCCCAUGCAGAGCCGUCCUCUUGCCGGACACAACCAACAUCUGUCCGAAACAGCCUAGGGCCAAGACGACACCGUGAGGACGACCACAGGGGGUUCGUCUCAAUGAAAUGAAAUGAAAUGCUGAGUGCAUUUAUACGCGUGCGAUACUUUUGCAGUUCAUAAUGUGGUCGUUAACUGGCACCCGAAGACGCCGCUGGUCACGCUGAUGGACUUUGCGAUCGAUAUCGCCGACGACCCGGAAACCAAGCAGACCUGGGUCGACAAAAUUUGGUCCGCGGGGGUCUUUACCUAUUUCAUGUUUUUUGAUUGGAAAAAGCUCCGAGAGGAGUACGGGGACGGCAUUCUCAAAACCACGUUCUCAAAGUUCUCCACUACAGCCGCGAGCAAGAUGAAAACUGAGGAUAUUAAUGUUGCUACCCCAGCAGGAAGUAGAGCUGGAACUACGACCGGGUCCGCCGUUCCAAACGAGGACCAGGUACUAUUGCAACCCAGUGCACCUGCUUCGACCUCUAGUUCGGCAGCUGCAUCACCUACAACUACUCCAAAUCUGCGGGGGACAGCGAUUGCAGCUGCAGGAGGGAAAGCGACGGCAAGAAAGACCACGAGCGAUGGGCAAGAAGAAGCGGAGCUGCACCAAAUGGAACUACAUCAAUCACGAAAAACAAGUAUUGCAGCAAAUAAUUUGAUGGACUCGGGUGAAGACCACAAUACAGGUGGACGUGGAGUAGCUGGAACAAGUACCGAAAAUGCUGGAACCCGUUCUACUCCUGCUUCCCAGCAAGUACAAAAAAUACCAAACACCGAAGAUGCUGUGAUCACGUCCGACCAUAUUUGGUUCUACUGGGAGAUGUUUCUAACCGUGCCGACCCGCGAAGACAUCCGACGCGUGCGCACCGCGACGGUCCCGGUUCCCACGGCCACGCAGGGACACGCGCCGUGGCGAAGUUUGUUGAAUUUACGGUUCUACUUCCCGAUGGGAUUCUUUACUCUGUUCCUAAUCGCGUGCUUCGCAGUGUUUUUCCUCGUGAAAAAGGAAGGGAGAGGAACGGAAGCUGCAACGGCAGAAGGACAAGGCGGGCCACAAGAAAGUCGUGCAGCAGGAGAAGCUGGUGCAAGAACCAGUGAACAAGAUACAGAAAUAAACCAACCGUUGUUGCCCUUUGAUUUUACAAGGCAGCCGAGCCACGCCACAACCGCGACCAGUAGCCGGGCGUCGACUCCGCGCAGUGCGUAUGCAUUGCAAAUAUGUCUGGGUCUGGAAACUUGUGAUGCUGAUUUAUGAAUUGCGGGGACACUGCAAUAGGCAGUCACGCAUGACAAGUUUUUGGGCUCCUUUGUGUUUCCGUUUCGCUUUCUGCAUCACAAACUACAUUUUUGCAUGACAGGCAAGAGGCUUUUUUCCUUCUCACGCAUUACAGAUUCAAGAGUCGUGUGAGACAAGCAUGACAAACUUGCAAUCUUCCAGACCCAGACAUAUUUGCAUUUGGUAGUGCCGCUGGUGAGAAUUCAACUUCAAAAGUGAUGAUGCAUCCACUCCUGGUCCUCAGCUGGGUGGCUGUUUUGCUCUCGUAUCUCCCGUUGCAGAACCUGUUGCUCUAUCGCAACUCCUUCUUCAUUCCCGGACCCUUCUACCCACCGCUCGUGAACGGGUACAACUCCCUGCCACUGGAACUGUGCGUGCUGCUCGCGUUUGAGUUUUCCGUAACGGGGUACCGCCCGGACCUGAGCCCGCCCCUGUUCCACAAGAUCUUCCGCCCCUACCUCUGGUCCGCUAUGACGGCCUAUGCAUUGCAAAUAUGUCUGGGUCUGGAAGGAUGCAGCAGGUUUUCCAUGACCCAUGAGGUCUGGAAUGCGGGACCUAGCAUGACAGAGUCGGUGAGCUCUCUUUCAUGCCGCUCCUGCAUGAGAAACUCCCUCCCAACUUGGUCGAAAGUGGGCAGCUUUUGGCACUCAUGCAACACAGAUUUCUGCAUGAUUCGGGUUUAAUAGCAGGACAAGUUGCAAUCUUCCAGACCCAGACACUUUUGCAUUUGAUACGGCCACGCUCACCGCAGGUAUGCUGCUCCUCUCCCUCCGGAUGACCCUGUUUUUCGUGCCGAUCUUGUUUCUGCAGGUGACAAAUUUCCUCGGGUUUCUCGCCUGCGGCUAUUUGUGUUUGCAUUCCGUCUCCGAACUGAUCAAGCACCGGAAGAGCCCAAACUUGGUAUCCACGGCAACCAGCCGUCGGUACGGCCGCGACACCUACCUCGAACACGCUCAUAUGGAUUGCAAAAGUGCCUGGGUGUGGGUCUGGAAGAUUUCUAGAUUUGGCAUGCAUAGUUUCCAUAAGCCAUGAUGUCUGUGAUGCAUGCCAGAGCAUCACAGAUUUUUAGGGGGCUUUGUGAUACCUCUACCGCAUGAGAAAUCAAUGCCCUCUCCACGUAGGACAAACCCGACCCCUCUUGCUGGUCGUGCAAUACAAAUUUUUUUUAGAAUCCACAGACAGCAUCACAAGUUGUGAUCUUCCAGACCCAGACAUAUUUGCAAUCCAUACCUCACGAAGUGAAGCUAAACGGCAAGAACGGCGUGCAGAAUGGGACGAACAGCGAGGGAGCGAACGCGGACAAGGAAAAAAUGACCAGCGACAAAGCACCAGUAACAAGUAUAGCUACUAUCAGUAAUGGAAUAAACCAAUACGAAGAGGAGGAGGAACAGCCGCUGCUGGUAGGAAACAGCAAAACCAGUGUUGCAGGACCGCCGGGGGUUGCAGCUGCGCCUGUAUCUUCCGACACAGAGGAGCUGCAAGCUACUCAAUAAUAUGAGUGGUCGCGACGGUGUGGAAGGAUGAACACCCUGUUCAGUGAGAAGAGGACAAGAAGCGAGCCCAUCGCCUUCUAUGAGUUCUUGUGCCUGGUAAUAAAUUGAUUCUCUGCGACCACUACAUCGAAAUUAAGAUUUCUGAGCGCUCAAAUAAUGUACUAAGUUAUCAUGAAGUAGAACACCGAACCGAAUGGAUAUGGAGGAUUGCACCUGUAGAGAUUGAUACUGUAUGAUAUUACACUACUAAAAGAAAUACGUUGUAAAGUACAAAUUGAAAAUCCAACAGCUUUUCUGACAUUUUCGAGCACCGAGAGGGGCGUCGAGGAUCUUGUUAUUCGUGUCCUCUUGUACAAUGAUUAUUAUUCCAGAUUUUGUUGAAACUAUUUUUCACCUCCCAAAAUUAAAAGACCACGCGCAUUUGGAUGGGUGUGACCAC